This is a messenger RNA of Argiope bruennichi, 3113 nucleotides long. RefSeq lists its product as uncharacterized. Bases 277 to 3036 code for a protein of 919 amino acids. The transcript is spliced from 17 exons. The record is from RefSeq and is a predicted model, not a curated record. NCBI's taxonomy places the organism in Eukaryota, Metazoa, Arthropoda, Arachnida, Araneae, Araneidae.
GUGAACCGAUUCCUAUGGGGUGGGGGCAUAAGGAAGAAACCGGCUGUCUGAAAUUCGAACUAAAGGUUUUCUUUGAAUCGAUUCAGAGAAUAGAAGAAUGAAUAGCAUCGUAUUACUCGAAUGGCGGUACUUUGUGUUUGUUGUUUAAAUUAGUUAAGAUUUUUUUUCAUUCUGCAUACUUUUAUUACUUAAAUAAUAUCAAGCAACUCAACCAUUUAAAACAUUGCAAAUAUUGUCAUUUAAUGAAAUAAAAUCUUUUAAUAGAAAAUUUUUGAAAUGUUUGGAAAUGAACAAGAUACAGGCUUGCUUCUUAAUAGCUUAUUAUCUGCUGUGAAGAGCAUACAGUCUGAGGAAUCGUACAAGAAGAGAGAGUUUGAUUUAGAAAAUGAAGAUGACGCUGUUACUAUUAUUUCGUCAACAAUCAAUUCUUUAACGCGAGGAGUCAGAACAAAUUCAACAGAGGAAACAUUGGAUAAGCAGUUGCAUCUUCAAAGACGAUGCCAUGCUGCUAUAUUCUUCACUGUCUUAAGAUCUAAUGGUAUAAACUGUGCAGAAGCAAAUAAAUACUAUGAAAGCAUUGUUCAUACUUUUCCAACUCUGAGUUGGAAAUUUUACAUGAAACUGAAUUUCCGUUGUAAAUGGAGUGAAUACUUUAUUGAGUGUUCUAAAGAGCUUCAGCCUAAUAUUCUAGCCACUGUUUUAAACAAGAUACUUUAUGUUGAAUGGAAUGAAGAGGAACACUUGAAAUAUUACUCAUGGCAUACUGUAUUACAAGCAAUUAUUUGGAAAUUUUUUAUUAUUGAAGAUUCUUCAUUAAGCUCUUCUCAAGAUAGUUAUACUUUUGCAUUUCCAUUUGUUUCCUCUAAUGUAGAAACUGGAGCCCCUGGUAGUACCUCUAAAAUGGAUAAGGAUAGUUUUGCAAAUAGUCAGAUACUUCAUUCAUUCAAUAAUCUUCUAAAUCUUUUAGAUGCUGCUUUAAUUUCAAGUCUUAGUAGUUUUGAUUUUAUCAAAAUCAUUCUUCAUGCAUAUAAAACUGUAUUUAGACUGCUUUCAAAAGUUAAAACUUGUGAAAAGGAUGUUAUAAAAGAACUUUUUCGCUUAAAUAAUCUUAUUGAAACUUGUUGUUUAAACAAGGAGUCUUUAGAUGUAAUUAAAGCCAUUCUUCAGCGAAAAGAUGAACAGAUUCCACUCAGUCAUUAUUAUACUUUGACUUCUUGGGAGAUAAGUGGCAAUUAUUUGAUAUUUCUUUUGUGCAACUACUGGGAUGAUAUUUUAAAAUUAACAUCAGAAGAAAUUAACACUCCUUACAUUUCAUUAAAAGAAUGUUUUCCACAAAGUGAUAGGAAAGAAAGUUUUAGAAAUCUUAGCCCUUUCUUUAAAACUAAUUUUGAAAAAGAUGACAGCCAUUAUGUUCUUUCUUUGAAGAUAAUCAUUACCUUACAUUACCCUUGUGCUACAAGAGCUGCUGUCAUUCUUUUACUUCAUCCAGAAAUAAGAGAGUUAGAUGAUGUUCUCAAAAUUUUAGAAGGCGUAAUUGAAAAAUUAGAUUCUUUGGAAAUAUAUCCAGUUUUAGCUGAUACUGUUACUACUGCUCAGUCUAAAGAUGCAAAGAUGAGACUGCUAAAUUUGUUUUUCAAAACUCUUUCUGGAUUACCUGGGAAAAUCUACAAUGAUGCUUUGGGACAUAUUCUCAAUCAUUAUGGUGUGAAUGAUCAUUUUCAGUUAAAUGAUUUUAAUGAUCAACUUGACUGCUUCACACGCAAAAUGUUGUCUAAUGAUGAAGCUGAAAAAUGUCUUCUGCCUUUAUUUAUACAAUCUCCCAGAGAUGUUAUAAAAAGGUUGAUUGAGCAAGCAUUAUUACAAGGUUCGAAGGAAAUUACUGUGGUAGACAUAUUGAAACAAAUACCAAUAGCUUGUUUAUAUUCAAAUACCCUUGUAGAAGAGUUGAAACCUUAUUUUAUAAAAGAUGAAGUAGUUGUGAAAGAGAUGCAGAACAUGAUACAUCUGAUAGAAUCAUUAAUGGAGAUUCAUGCCGAAACACCUAUUGUGGAUUUUGAAAUGUUUCUUCAAGAAAUUAUUAUACCAGCUAUUGCAGCUGAAAGGAACAUCUCUUUUACAUUGGAAUGUCUCAAAGUAUCUGCAAACAUCUUGGUUCCUAAAAAUGCAUUGAAAAUCAAGACUGGGGUACUUUUACUCCUUAUCAAUUGCCUAAAUAAUGUUGUUUCUAAAUGCAUUCAAUUUGGUGAUGGAAAAAUAAAAGAACUAGCAGUAACUACACUUUCAAUUUUGGAAAGCAGUGAAGUAAUAACAGAUACACUGAAAACUAUCUGCCAUGAUGACGCAUCCUUCUCUUAUUCCCCAUGUGUUCUUGUAUAUAACAGAAAAUUACUUGGAGUGACAUCAUACCAAGAAUUGAAGGGUGUAGAAUCCAAGUUAAAUGAUUCUCUAUGGUUAUGGUGCUGCAAUAACAAAGUUAGUAAUCUGUUUCAAGAAACCAUUUUGGAAAAGAAGAUAACUUAUGAAGAUUUAAUUUCCAUUUUAAUUUCUGUCUUGCCUCACUUGACAAAAGAGGAAUGGUUUGAAUCAGCACGUUUAAUUAGAGAAUAUGUUAAAUAUUCAAAUCUAGAUGUUUCAUGUACAAUGCCCUGGCUAUUACCAAAAAGUGAUCCUCAGUUGUACGCUGUAAUUCGUUGUUUGAUGGAUUCAUACUAUUUUUCUCUUGAGAAGGGUGUUUUUGAUCUGUAUUACAUGUCAAAUUGCUUCACAAAUACAAUGCAAAAAAUUUUGAGUGAAGAAGUUGAUUUACAUUUGUAUUUGAAUGUUUUUCUGGAUGUGUGUCACCUAACCUUGAAUAAUGCAGAUGAAAUCUACACUAGUCUUCUACCAUUUCUUUUGAAUGUUAAAAGAACUGUCGAAGAUAAAUGUAAAGAUAAACAUUUGAAAGUAAUUUACUUACAACUACUUUGUGAUGGCAUAAAAGGUCUUCCAAAUUCUGAAGAAAAAUUGUCUUUUUUCAGUGACAAUUUGGUUAAUUAAUGUGAUUUGUAAGCUCGUUAAUACAUCUUUCUCAGUUGUGUAAACCAUUUGUCAAUAAAAGCAUGCUGAUUAUAAAA